GGGGCUGUGCACGGUUUCCAGAAGGGUGUUCUUCGGCUGUAUAAAAGCGGCGAGCCGCGGCGGCGGCGGCAGAGCUGCAGCGGAGGGACCGGGGCCGGCGGCGGACUGCGGCCGGGGCAUGAGGAGGUGUGUCCGCUGACAACGAGUAACAGCUGCCCUUUCGGACCGUUUCCUUUUCGUGACUGCUGGGAGAACGCACAGGUGGACAGUGUUGUGUCCCGGCCUGGAGGUGGAAACGGCUCUCUGUCUGGAGUUCUGGAGCUUCCUCCUGUCAGCCUGCCAGAUAAUCUUUUGGCCUGUGAGGAUGGACCCUCAGGAAGACGGCGACCCCUGCGACCCCUGCUCCGCCGUGCUGACCGGGGAGCAGGUGAGCCGGCUGCACGCCGUCCUGACGGAGGUGGUUCCGGUGCACGGCCGGGGGAACUUCCCCACCCUGGAGGUGCGGCUGAGCGACGUGGUGGCGAGGGUGCGCUCCCACCUGGAGAUGAGCGGCGUGGCGGUGAAGGACGUCCGGCUCAACGGCUCCACGGCCAGCCACGUCCUGGUGCGGGACCUGGGCUGGACCUACAAGGACCUGGACGUCAUCUUCAGGGUGGACCUGCCCCGCGAGGCGGAGUUCCGGCUCAUCAGGGACGUGGUGCUGGGCACGCUGCUGGACUUCCUGCCCGAGGGCGUGAACAAGGAGAAGAUCACGGCGGUCACGCUGAAGGAGGCGUACGUGCAGAAGCUGGUGAAGGUGAGCACGGAGCAGGACCGCUGGAGCCUCAUCUCGCUCUGCAACCACCACGGCCGCAACGUGGAGCUCAAGUUCGUGGACCGCAUCCGCCGGCAGUUCGAGUUCAGCGUGGACUCCUUCCAGAUCGUGCUGGACCCCAUGCUGGACUUCUACCGCCAGCGGCGGCCGGCGGCGCCGUCUCCGUCCUCGCACCCCGCCGUGAGGGGGGAGAGCGUGUACGGCGACUUCCAGGUGGCCCUGGGACACCUGCGGGACAAGCUCAUCGCCACCAAGCGGCCCGAGGAGAUCCGGGGCGGCGGCCUGCUCAAGUACUGCAACCUGCUGGUGCGAGACUUCCGGCCCGCCAGCGAGGAGGAGUUCAAGGGCCUGGAGCGCUACAUGUGCUCGCGCUUCUUCAUCGACUUCCCGGACAUCGGCGAGCAGCAGCGCAAGCUGGAGGCCUACCUGCACAGCCACUUCGUGGGCGAGGAGCAGAGCAAGUACGACUACCUCAUGAUCCUGCGGCGCGUGGUCAACGAGAGCACGGUGUGCCUGAUGGGCCACGAGCGGCGCCAGACGCUGCACCUCAUCUCGCUCAUGGCCUUCCGGGUGCUGGCCGAGCAGAACGCCAUCCCCGACGCCUCCUGCGUCACCUGCUACUACCAGCCGGCGCCGCACGUCCAGGACAGCAACUUCAGCAACUACUACGUGGCCAACCAGAACAUUCCAACAUGGCUGCCGUGUAACUGACGGCGCGGCGGCGGUACGGCGAGCGCUCGGCAGGGUCUGCUGCUCCUGACGAGACGGAACAAGGCAUCCCAAAAAACCUGAAAAAACAAGGCAAUAAAUGCACAGACACGCUCCAGUGGACAGAGGGCUUUCUUUUUCUGUUUUGGAAUUCUUUCUCAUUCCUGGUCUGCAGAGACGUCGUGGUCAUUUAUUAGGAAGUGACAUUUUUAAGUGUUAUUGGUUUCUCCUCUCCUGUGUGGGUGUUUCCGUCACGCUGGCAGGUUUCAGUUUUGUGCCUUAACCUCCAGGAGCUGUGAGCCCUGCGACUCCUGACGCGUUUCGACAAAGUGAAAAGAAAAGCUGCAGCCUUGAAUUUGGUUUUCUAAAAAAAUAUUAAUGUGAAAAGACAGAAAAAAAAUCAGAAAAUGUUGAUCUGGGAGACGCCGAAAAGAAAAGAUGAAAAGAAGUUUUUCACCGGUGUGAAGUUUACUGAGGAGGAGCAGGUGGAAGUGUUUUCACCUGUGUGUGUGUGUGUGUGUGUGUGUGUGUGUGUGUGUGUGUGUGUGUGUGUGUGUGUGUGUGUGUGUGUGUGUGUGUGUGGCCAGCAGUGCCUACUAAGUGAAGCCAGGCCGCUUCCUGUCGCUGGUUUCUUCCUGGUUCUCCUGGUCUGACACGCUUCAGCCUUGCCUUGUGUGACUCCCAUGAGCCUCGGCAGCAGCGGCCUGAGGAUGUGGCGGCUCUAGGAGUGACGGUCCAACUCUUCCUUAAAAGGAGCAGCGGAGGAGGCUCGGCGGGCCGUCCUCGCCGCCGCCGGCCCUGAAACGGGAUCCUCCUCUGACGCAGCUCCUCACUGAGCCGCCGGCUGACUAUAAUUAUCUUUUGUUCCUGGGGGGGAGGGGGUCUUCCGGCGUGCUGGACGGCGUGCUGGACGGCGUGCUGGACGGCGUGCUGGACGGCGUGCUGGACGGCGUGCUGGACGGCGUGCCACCUCCCACCUGAGGUGUUUGGGCUGCCAGCACGCCGUGUCUGGACCCUUUUGUGGUCAUGGGAGGACAGCAGUCACGUCUGCUGGGAGAUGCCCCUGCCAGCUGCCCCCCCCCCCGCGCCCCCGCCAGCGCCCCCCUGCAGCCCCUCACAGGCCUAUUUUUAGCCCAGCUGAUGGUUGUGGGUGCUCGCAGUGUGGCACAUGGCUGAAGCUUCCCUUCUUAUCUGACGCUCUGAGAGGACGAGUGCUGCUCUGGCUUCUUAUCAGAGUGACCCCCCUCACCCCACCCCCACCCCCCACACCCCCUCCCCUCACACCCCCCCCCCCCUCCCCCCACCCCCUCCUGCUCCCUUCACUGCUGCUCCUGUUAGCGCCAGAUAACCGGAGACGUCUCCGCUCUUAUCGGCACACAGCUGCCGCUCAGACCGUUGAGUAAGGUCGGCUGGGCCUUGGGGUCAGGGGUCACUCUGGGGGUCGGGGGUCACUCUGGGGGUCCAGGGCACGUCGCGUCUGCUCCGCUGCUGUAAAGCUGCCGGUCUUUUCAUAACGGGCCGGACCAGAGCCUGCCGCUCUCCCAGCAGCCCGGAGCAGGAAGCGCCUGUUGUCGUUUGAAGGUCUGUGUGGCGAUCAGGAGGGGCUGGCUGAGGCUUCUCUCUGGCUGCUGCCACACUCUGACAGGACUCGGCCGCCGCCGUGCCUGGUGUUAGUUUAGAGGUGACCGCCGGUGGAGCGGGCAUGAGGAGGACAGUCACUGGUCCUGAUGUAUUUUCCGUCUGUCUCGUCAUUCCUCCAGUUGAUCUGUGCUUCUCCCGGCCGGGUUGAGCCUCGGCGUCUUCUCCUCCCCAGAGUUCAUUUCUUCAGCUCUCAUCAGCUUGUUAUUGGAUGUGUUUGCCAGUUGGAGCGUCGCAGCUCCGCCUUCUCCCAAACAGCAGGACCAGUUUAGUCUUUCUGUCCCAGACAAACCAAAGCGAUGCCUUAAGUGUCCUGUGAUCCGAGCCGUGGCACAGCGGCGGAGGGUCGCCCGGCCAAAGCUCUUGUUAGGGAGCCUGGUUUGACUCCAGACCACCUGAGAGGACUGUCAAUAAGCUGCAGAGACGAGCUGGAGGGAGGGAGCUGCUUCUCAGGGACGUACAGCGCUCCUCAGGAGUCCUACUCUUAAAGGGACCCCCCCCCCCCCCCCCCCCGUCAUGUCAGGCCCUUUUAUAGAUACAGCAGCUUAUCUGCUCGUUCCAGUCCUUAUCGUUCUGGACAGAGUAGUCUCCUGUUAGAGGCGCCUUAACGCCACACUCCUUUGAGACACCCAUGGGGCCCUUCAGGGGCCCUAUGGGGGCCCUACAGGGGCCCUAUGGGGGCCCUACAGGGGCCCUUGCGGAGCUCUACGGGGCCCUUCAGGGGCCCUUGCGGAGCUCUACGGGGCCCUUGCGGAGCUCUACGGGGCCCUUGCGGAGCUCUGCGGGGCCCUUCAGGGGCCCUUGCGGAGCUCUACGGGGUACGGGGCCCUUGCGGAGCUCUACGGGGCCCUUCAGGGGCCCUUGCGGAGCUCUACGGGGCCCUUCAGGGGCCCUUGUGGAGCUCUACAGGGGCCCUUGUGGAGCUCUACAGGGGCCCUUGCGGAGCUCUACGGGGCCCUUGCGGAGCUCUACGGGGCCCUUGCGGAGCUCUACGGGGCCCUUCAGGGGCCCUUGCGGAGCUCUACGGGGCCCUUGCGGGGCCCUUCAGGGGCCCUUGCGGAGCUCUACGGGGCCCUUGCGGGGCCCUUCAGGGGCCCUUGCGGGGCCCUUCAGGGGCCCUUGCGGAGCUCUCUCUGCAGCGAUGAAUUGUAGCGAAGCCGCAGACUGAAGUCUGCUCUUCGGUGUGUCGUUGACGUCGCUGCCUAACGUUAAAAUGUGGGCGGAGUUAAAGCGAAGCGUUCUCCGCGGCGUGGAAGCGAGCGGUCUGAGCGGAGCCCUGUCUCCGCCCUGCUGUCACGGAACCACGGUUGUCGUGACUUGUUGUUUGGCGUCUCGCCUCCCUGGUCCGUCAGGGUGGGUGUCGGUGCAGUCCUGUUUGUAGCGGGGGUGGGGGGGCUCUGCUUGCACCGUUUCUCCCCGUUGCCCGCCCGUCUGUCUGCUGUGCAUGUCGGUGUCCUCGGCGCCACGCCGUGGUUCACCGGUGCAGUGUCUCCACCCCUUCCUUCUUUUGCUCCACCUGUUGUGUCCGUUUUCUUGGGGGGGGGGGGGGUCAGGUAUUCAGUGGUUGUGCUUGUCUGAAAGAACAAGUCUUACACCAUAGGGGCACAGCGGAGGUCCUCUGGAAGACCUCGGACCGUCCGUCUGCUUAUUUUUGCAGCAGAUGUGUUUCGUUGACGUGUGGAGGUGUGUGUGCUCGUUUGCAUGUGUGUAUGAAGGAUCCUGUGGUAAUUGAAGGAUUACACACACAAAGGGUGUGGGGGGUUAAUUAAGUGACUUUGUCGCACUAUAUAUCUAUUUUUUGAAAUAGUUGAAGCAGAAGCUUUCUGAUCAUGACGACAUUGAUGGUUCCAACAUGAUGCUAUUUCAUUUCUCAGCACUUUUACCUCACUCGAGCUGUUUUCCUUUAAGGGAAAUGUACAUGUACAUCAGGAGAAUGUGUUUGAAGAGGAAAUCAUGAAUAAAGACAA
This is a messenger RNA of Salarias fasciatus (jewelled blenny), 5067 nucleotides long. It is a transcript of the gene tent5c, whose product is annotated as terminal nucleotidyltransferase 5C. Gene Ontology annotation, molecular function: poly(A) RNA polymerase activity; RNA binding. The transcript has 3 exons. Bases 305 to 1465 code for a protein of 386 amino acids. The record is from RefSeq and is a predicted model, not a curated record. Gene Ontology annotation, biological process: mRNA stabilization. NCBI's taxonomy places the organism in Eukaryota, Metazoa, Chordata, Actinopteri, Blenniiformes, Blenniidae.